This is a messenger RNA of Choloepus didactylus (southern two-toed sloth), 3824 nucleotides long. RefSeq names its product G protein subunit alpha 12 (gene GNA12). Gene Ontology annotation, biological process: Rho protein signal transduction; adenylate cyclase-modulating G protein-coupled receptor signaling pathway. The record is from RefSeq and is a predicted model, not a curated record. Gene Ontology annotation, cellular component: heterotrimeric G-protein complex; brush border membrane. Gene Ontology annotation, molecular function: guanyl nucleotide binding; GTPase activity; D5 dopamine receptor binding. NCBI's taxonomy places the organism in Eukaryota, Metazoa, Chordata, Mammalia, Pilosa, Megalonychidae.
AUGGCCGCGGGUGCCUGGGCGGGGGCGCGGCGGCGGCCUGAGGGCGCGGCGGCGCGGGGCCCAUGUUCCGGGGUGGUGCGGACGCUCAGCCGCUGCCUGCUGCCGGCCGAGGCGAGCGGGGCCCGCGAGCGCCGGGCCGGGGCCGGGGCCGGGGCGGGGGCGGCGGCGGCCCGGGACGCGGAGCGCGAGGCGCGGCGGCGCAGCCGGGACAUCGACGCGCUGCUGGCCCGGGAGCGGCGCGCCGUGCGGCGCCUCGUCAAGAUCCUGCUGCUGGGCGCGGGCGAGAGCGGCAAGUCCACCUUCCUGAAGCAGAUGCGCAUCAUCCACGGCCGCGAGUUCGACCAGAAGGCGCUGCUCGAGUUCCGGGACACCAUCUUCGACAACAUCCUCAAGGGCUCCAGAGUUCUUGUCGAUGCACGAGACAAGCUUGGUAUUCCUUGGCAGUAUUCUGAAAAUGAAAAGCACGGGAUGUUCUUAAUGGCCUUUGAGAACAAAGCGGGGCUGCCCGUGGAGCCGGCCACCUUCCAGCUGUAUGUCCCUGCACUCAGUGCUCUCUGGCGGGAUUCUGGCAUCAGGGAGGCCUUCAGCCGGAGGAGUGAGUUCCAGCUGGGUGAAUCCGUGAAGUACUUCCUGGAUAACCUGGACCGCAUCGGCCAGCUGAAUUACUUUCCUAGUAAGCAAGACAUCCUGCUGGCGAGGAAAGCCACCAAGGGAAUUGUGGAACAUGACUUCGUGAUCAAAAAGAUCCCUUUCAAGAUGGUGGAUGUGGGUGGCCAGCGGUCUCAGCGCCAGAAGUGGUUCCAGUGCUUUGACGGGAUCACGUCCAUCCUGUUCAUGGUGUCGUCCAGCGAGUACGACCAGGUGCUCAUGGAGGACAGGCGCACCAACCGGCUGGUGGAGUCCAUGAACAUCUUCGAGACCAUCGUCAACAACAAGCUCUUCUUCAACGUCUCCAUCAUUCUGUUCCUCAACAAGAUGGACCUCCUGGUAGAGAAGGUGAAGACGGUCAGCAUCAAGAAGCACUUCCCGGAUUUCAGGGGCGACCCCCACAGGCUGGAGGACGUGCAGCGCUACCUAGUCCAGUGUUUUGACAGAAAAAGAAGGAACCGCAGCAAGCCACUCUUCCACCACUUCACCACCGCCAUCGACACGGAGAACAUCCGCUUUGUGUUUCACGCUGUGAAGGACACGAUCCUGCAAGAAAAUCUGAAAGAUAUUAUGUUGCAGUGAGAGAGAAAGCCUCCUUACCUUUGUCAUCCCUGACAGCCUCCGUGGGUGCAGAUGAUCCAUGUGGUCCUUGAUUUGGGUUCCUAGGAUCCACGCCAGGGACCGCCUGGCUUACUGGAAAGCCAGGCAGACAGAUGAGCUCUAGGCAGAAGGACGGAGAAACCGAUGUGAGCUACUGAAUCCUGGGCACUAGUAAAACUACUGAAAGCCAAGGGAUCACUUGGGUAUUAAUUUGUAACACCUAAUAACACAGCUUUCCUUCUUCUUACAUAACUUUAUUCCUUUGCUGACACAAUUUACAUUGAGGCUUGUAUGUGUGUUUACAUGCAGGCACGCUCUCUUUAAUGACGAGAGUGUAGAAACCAAGCGGCCUUGCAGAUGGCUUCUCUAACUCGCAAGUCUUUGGUGAAGCAAACUAACAAAGUGUUGCCUAAUGGUAGCUUGUAGAGAUCAAAUGCGUGCUGAUGCUGCUAAACUCGGGGGGGCGCGAGCCUGGCCUCCACCCCCAGACGUAGGGUCUGAGUGCCACCUCCCAAAGCAAAUGCAUUGCCUUUGAAACCCGUGCCGUUUCCUGAGAGCCACGAGUCUCGGUCCAUUAGAUGAAGCCAAGUGGCCGUGCCCGAGGACACCCCCAGUUCUAGAGAACAGGACUGAAAGUCGUGGUGGCGUGGAGCUGCUUUAACACGGGCACCCCACGCGCAGUCUUUCUUGCCUGGUGGAGUCACCCAGAAACGCAGCGUGUACUGAAAGGGGGUGGAGGCUGCACGCUGGCCGUGAAGGCUCCUCUGAAGGCACACAGUGGUGCUUUUCACUUCUCCCGGCCCUCCCUCCCUGCCCCCCUCCCAUGGCAAAGACACCGAAGCCAGGUAGCCUUGCACAACUUUGUCUUAAUUGCCAGCCAUCUUUUGGCACCUACAGUUGGCACAUUUGGAGUGUCCUUCUUUUGGAAAUCGUAUGGUGCUUCAUAUUCCUCUUCUGGAGCACCCAAACGCCCGCAGGAUUACAACAAAGUGCCUGCUGAUGCCACAGCUGCUUGGUGAGUGCCUCACGGCUGGCCCUUCCGGAAGUCUGCAAGCCUGGGAGGAACCGGAGCCUCUCCAGGUGGCAGCUGCCCCGUCCUGGGACAGCCGGUCCCUGCGUUCAGCCCCGUUCGGUCGGGCUCUCCCCCAGGCCUCUUGCUUCUGUUAGCGUUUCCACGCUGCAGGUAAACAGCACCGGGCAGCGCUCUCCUCUCGGGGGAAAGGCAGUGAAUGUUGACGGGAACUGGUGAAUCUCAAGCUCAUUUAACUCCUCCGGAUACCUGCCAGGUGUCUUAAACUGUGUUUAAAAAUAUAUUGCAUUCCCAACUGGUCCCCUCUGUGUAUUACACUACUAAAUAGUCUGUCUGGUUUGGGACUUUUCCUAGCAUUAAAAAGAAGCUCCCCCUGUAACUGGCACCAGAAAGUCACUGCAGCUUACUCACAGGCCCUGGGCCCUGCCACUGCGUCCCUCCGUGUCUCACCUGGGCGCGCUUUCAGCCGCCGCGUGGCAGGCGCUGACCCAGAAGAGGAAGGAAAAGUCUGCUUCCGAGUCAUCCGUGUCAUCCCGGUGUUUUUAAUUAGGAGACAACAGGGAAUUCUCUUCCUCUUUGGUGCUCAGGGGUUUGUGCCAUUGCUUGCUAGGGUUUGGGCGGUUUUUAUUUUGGCUGGAAAAAAAAGUUGUUUUUGUUCUGCUUGCUGUGGCUGCUCCUAAGCUGAAAGGACGUGACCCGGGAUUAGUGCCCACGGCGGAGUGUGGAAGGAGGAAGACGCCCUCGCCGGGGCCCGGCCGGCACGCUCCCUCUGCGGCAGCGCGGGGUGGCCCACAUCCGCUCCCGCGCCGUCCCGGUGUGCCAGGGAUCCCGCGGGGGAAGCGGGCCGGCGUGGGGGUGGAAGGCCGCGCUCGCGGUGCUGUAACCGCUGGGCCCGUGUGCUCCCUUCCUCGCGGGUGUUAGCGUGGCCGUGUCACUGCGUGUUUCCCUUCCGACGGUCGGGCACAUUCACUGGUUCCCUUUCAGAACCAGAGCCUGGGAGGAGUGGAACCCAGAUCGAGGCUGGAAGCCGGGGCAGGCAGCCAGAGGUCCUGGGUGGUCCAGCCAGCGCGGUGGCCCGUCCGGGGGCCUCACAGCCACUUGGCUUUGCCGAGCUCGAGCUCCCUCUUUUGUGUAAUGACCGAGGUGAAUGGAGGCUCCUUAAAGAACCCUCCAGCUCUAAAUUCUGUGAUUUAUUGUUAUUGGUGAAGAAGAUAACUAUUUGCAAGGCGAAACUAAAAUCAUGUGCAACUUUUCUAUUCCUAGAUUGUAACCAUUUUGUCUCAGAAGCCUUAGGCUUUGGGUUUUUUAGUGUUUUAUUUUUGGGUUUUUUUUUGUUUUUUUUUUUAAUUUCACUGUUAUCUGUGAAUACUGUCUUUUUUCCUUGAGAUGUUAGAGAACCAGGAGGUAGUUGUGCCUCGUCUAUUACUGCAAAGAUGUAACAAUAAACUCCCUCAAAAUAAGAUAUUUCCUCAUAGUUAUACUGUUUACACAUUAAAAACACACGUAGGUUUUUUACUGAAAUACAUUUUUAACUCUUCUGUUUGUA